UAAUCCACGUGAAAUGCCUCGAGCAUGCAUACUUGCAAAUAGUGUUUCUCUCAUAUCGGAGCUCCCAACUCGAGAUAUUUGUGCUGUCACAGUUGGUAUGACUAUUGAUACCAUAACCAACCUUCGCCAAGCGAUGACUUCAAAAAGGUUGUAUCAUACUGCUGCAAGAGUGAUUUAUCGCUUGUAAUCGGCAGUGACAUCAAUGCUCACCAUAUCAUUUGGGGCAGCACAGAUGUAAAUUCUAGAGGCUCUGAUAUGAUGGAAUUUGUGAGCAGUACAAACCUGCACAUAGUCAAUGCAGAAAAUCGUCCAACUUGGAAUUUGCGCAAUGGGUUGGUAAAUUGGCUCAUCUCUGAUUAGCUCGAACCUUCGUUAUCUGAUCAUAAGUACAUCUUCUUUGAUCAUUCAAACGUUAUCACAUAUCGAAAUCCCAAAUCUACAAACUGGGACCUCUAUGAAGAGGGUUUGGCGACUAGAUUUUAAGGGUACCAACCAUUGAUUUGGAAAAUGUUGUCGACGAGACAAACUCACUCACAGUUGCAGCAUAUGAAGAGGCUUGUCGACUUCGGAUUGUGCGAGAGGAACUCCUUGGUGGAAUGCCGAACUUGCUAGACUAAGGAAACUAUGCAGAAGAGCUUGGAACCGCCGACACAGAGAUGGGUCGGAGGCAUUCGAAGGGCUUACAAAAAUGCUCAUCGAUCGUCUGAGCGAAGUGGUUGGGAAAGCCUUUGCACAUAUGUUUCUAGUCUCAACGAGACUAGCAGAUUAAAUAAGUUACUUUCGAAAUCUAAGGACUUUAAUGUCGGUUACUUAAGAACUUCAGAUGGUGAGUGCUUGUCUGAUGAAGGUGAUGUACUUCACUAUUUUUUUAACACUCACUUUCCAGGAUGUAUGGAGCCAUCACCGACAGCUGUUCCUGAGACCUUUUCGGGUAGUUACGAUUCUUGGGCCCUUGCUCGAAGAAUUGUGACGAUUGAAUCGGUCAAAUGCGCAGUUGCUACUAGCCACACUCGCUUGUGGUCUCAACUGGUUACCUGGGAUGAGUAUUUACUCACUCCUAGUGACCUAACUCUCACAUGCAGUUUUCCUUUCAAAACAUUCAAUGUGAGCUAUCCUCUUCGUGAGGAAUGGUUGUCUGGUUGUCUGGAACGACAACUUGAUGAACACAUAGUUUGUUAUACGGCCGGUUCUCUGUUGAAGGGUCGUGCUGGUGCUGGUGUCUACUGCCGUGAAAUGAGACUAGAGCAGUCUCAUUCACUUGGUAGAUACUGUACUGUGUUCGAAGCGCGAUUCUGUGUGGAAUACAAUCUGUGGUAAAUGAAUUUUUUUUUCGACAGUCAGGCAGCCUUAAAAGCACUCAGUUCGAAUGAUUCAAGGUCGAAUCCAAUGAUCGCAUGUCGAACUCAAAUUGAAGACCUCAGCAUUUCAAAUGCUGUUUACUUCUUAUGGGUACCCGGCCAUUCUGGUAUUACUGGAAUUGAAUGGGCUGAUGAGUUGGCUAGAGCUGGUGCAACGAAUGAUUUCGUUGGUCCUGGACCAGCUUUACCAAUUUCAACUAGUUGGAUAAAGCACAAGAUUCGUUCUUGGGCUGCAUCCAAACAUGCCAGCUACUGGCGCAGCUUGCAAACUUGCGCUCAGACAAAAGCAUUUUUACCAGAAUUAAAUCUAAAAAUGUCAAAGUGUCUACUGCAUUUUUCCAAGCAUCAUUGCAGUAUUCAAAUUUUAUCAUAACGCACAAAUCUCCAAAUAUCAAGGGGAACGUACCAUUUGAGCCAAUUUGUACUGAUUCUUGGCUAGAGCUCGUGAAAAGAAUGAUUUCGUUGGUCAAAGCUCGGACUGGACAUUGCAAACUCAAUUAUCACAUGGCUACUGUUCAGCGUGCCGAGUAUUAUUCGUGUGAUUUGUGUGAAUGCGAUUACGGUACUUCAUAUCAUCUGAUAUGUAACUGUCCCGCAUUGAGGCAACUACGUAUCAAGGUUUUUGGUUCUCCGUACAUGGUUGAAUCUGUGUAUGCGGAGCUAAAAUUAAAGGAUAUUCUAUCCUUUCUCACCCAAUUUUGUAUUGAACUUAAAUACGUUUUAGAAGAUUGUUUAUCAUCCUUCAUGGGGUGCCGAAUUUACUUCUGCUUGUAGAUACUGCGAAUCGUUCUGUAUUCUUCCGGGAAUGCAGGAUUGUGCCGCUUUUGUAAAAUCUCUAAAUCUUGUCGGGGUUUAUUAAUUGUGAAUUUUGGCAUCUACAGAUCGUUCAGCAUCCUUUCGGGCAUGCUUUCCCACCUCAUUCACUUCACAACUGUAAUGCUCAAAGUUGGAACUUAAUCGUGAGCUAGAAUAGCUCCUGGAGCACUUACUUUUCCGCCUUUUCUAUAAUUUUCCGUUAAAUCACCCAAAUGAAAUCCACACAUUUUCUCCCAUUUAUUUCUUAAGUCUGUAUUACAAGAAAAUAGGAGAAAACCGAACGUUCUAUCGAAACGAUUUUUGCUAAAUUUAGGAGCACACUUCAUUUUUACUUUUCAUAUUUUUACUCUUUUGUAUUCAAACCGAAUACUGACACGAAUUCAAGUUUUUGAAUAUAAAAUCACAAAAAUCAUUUGGAAGUUCAACAAAUUAGCCUGGUUGCCAAAGCAAAUAACAAAACGAUUGUGCAGUGACCGAAGCCCCAGUUUGACGGAUAUUCUUAUUACAACAGGGACUCUACCAAAGAUGUAUCAGGUUUUGCACGAACAUGACAUAACCUCACAAACAUGGACAAAACGAAUCAAUUUUGACAGCUGUUACUGGUUUGUUUGUGUGUUCAUAGCGUGAGAACGUUCACGGUCCAUAUUGCCCAAAUAGAGUUUCAAAACAUUUGUUAACGAUUCGUUUCAGUGAUUUAUUAAAUAAAAGUGGCUAGUUGUGAAGUGUAACGAUGAUUGUUUGAGAUGUGUUCCUCGAUUUUGUUUAAACUUGUUUGUAUACAGUACCGUUGAACUGUCAAGAAUGAAUGCUCGUUCAUUUGUGACGUCACGAUAAAAAAUCUAAUCGAGAAACACAUCUCAAACAAACAAUCAUACACUUCGCAACUAGUCACAUUUAUUUAAUAAAUAUUCAAAACAAACCGAAUCGAAUCGUCAACAAAUGAUUUUAAACUCUUUUUAGGUGGGAUGGACCAUGAACGGUCUCAUCCGCCUGUCAACAGACAAACAAAAAAACUGUGCUGCUGUUUACCGAUUUAAGUACGAUUCAGACGGUCCGGCUUCUUCCGUCACCGUCACCGGAACGUCAACGUUCGUCACCGUCAUUCUGAUUCACAUGAUCCGGUUUCCUAUCCGUGUCCGUCAUGUCAUUUUCUUACACGCAGAAUUUAAAGAACUUAGUUUCGCACAAUUUUAUUUCACUAAUACAAAAUCUGGGAGCUUUUGAAGCCAAUCGAUCUGUUGUUUUCCUACCUUUUAAUCGAAUAAAUAACUUUCAAAAUUAACUAGAAAGAGGAAAAAACAAAACAAUCAGUUCCGCUCAACAACGUAACGUACUUUGCAAAUCUACUGAUAAGAUUAAUUAUUAAAAGUGGUAUAUUUCGUUUAAGAGUGGGUUCUUGACACCGAAUACAUACAUAACAAAUCAUAUGAAUCGUACAUGUGUGCGAUAAUCACAGUCCGUCAAAUAUUCUUUCGAGGAAAUGUUGAAGGAGUUUACCGUUAACGGACGUUGACGUUCCGGAUCUCUGCUGGAUCGUGUGAAUGCGCAAAGGGAAAACUCAUUUGACUAAUUUUGACGGAGGCUGACGUUCCGGUGACGGUGAUGGAAGAAGCCGGAAGGUCUGAAUCGUACAUUAGAUUAGCAACAGAGCUGUCAGCUGUUUUUAAAAAACAUCUGUAUUUGGCAGUUCGAAAAAAAGGAAACAAUACAUACAAACUGAAAAUCGGUAUUUAUCUGUAUGAAAAUUUAAUUAUCGGUAUUUUAAGAGACCAUAUCUGUAUUCCUGUAUUCUAAAAUAAAUCGGAAUAGUUGGCAGCGCUGGUUAGCAGUGAAAGUAAAAAAAAAACUAAUUUGCCAGUCUGUUUCUAUAAGAGUCUUUGAGAAAAACUGCUAUCAUGUUGGAAAAAGGAGCUACCGUCCGGAAAACUACGACAAGAAUGAGCAAAAUACUGCUUAAUUACUGCCGUUAUUUUUUUCUCUAAUAUUGACAUUUGUCUAAGGCUGUGCUUUAAACUUGCAAUGAAUGUCACAUAUAAUUGAAAAUAAUUGAAUUAAAACAUUCAGCAUGUAAAACAGAACAGUUUUAAAAGUAAUAGAAUCAGUAAGAUUACUGCCAAAUCUAGAUAAGUUUUGUUUCAUAAUCGUGAUCCAAAUUCGUAAAACUUUCAAUAAUUAUGCAUCUAGAAAUGAAACAAGCUCUGAUAAUAAAAUAAACAACAAUUUGGUAUGUUACCAUGACGCUACUGUUCACUGAAAGAGCGCGCGGAGCUGUUGACACAAACACUCACAAAAUCAAACAAAACAUAUCGCAUGUCUUUUUACAAGCAAGGGUUCAAAACUCGGCAUUGAGGUUCUUUUGAGAAAACUCAAGCCAUAACAAUGUUAAUCGCUUGAAACGAACCUGAUUUAGGUUACCUCAACUUAACAGUGUACCGGUAUUAAAAUCUGGCUCAUAACUUGUCGAACUCGAAGAAAGCCUCAAACAAAUGGUUUGACAUUGGUUAGGUUUUGCAUCAAACGAAGUCGACAAUAAUCUCAGAAUGAACACUUUCAAAACCGCGGUUGCUCUCUGAUAUUUUCGGGCUCGCUUGGAUCCCGUUUUGAACAAAGACAACCCUGCACAUGUUUGUUGACGUCUGAUUCCAAAAAUACUUGUAUAAGUUGUCCCAAAAAAUAACAUUGGGCGAAUGCUUGCUGUUCCGAAACACGUAUCACAGUUUCGUACAGUUAAAAAACAAAAAAAUAACUGUAUCAAUGAACCCACAAAUGGGUAGCAUAAAAAGCACGUUUUUCUAGACUUAUCUACCAUUUCUUCGAAGACUCAACCACCGCUCAAUAUGUGGUGGAUUCUUAGUGUUUUUUUACUGCUCACAAUCGUGACAAUUGGUGAUGCCAAUCAUCAAGCAGUGCUGAAAAGUUUACAUCAUGCCGGAAAAGAGUGCAAUCAGUAUCUGGACCAACCGGACUACGUUAACGAUCCCUGUCAGGAGCGCUGUCAGCUGAUGGUGCUGCGCUCAUGGAACGAUUCGACCGAUGUCAUUGGAAUUCCUUUGGCACGCCAUUAUUCCGUCCGUGACUAUGGCAACGUGAAGCGUACGGUCGACUGUGUCGAGUUGAAACUUCGCAAUAUUCCAUCGUAUGACGUUUGCAAGCGAGCAUCACUUUCGGCUGAUUGUUUCCGACAAAAUUACGGAAGCGCUCUUCAAACACCGCAGCUCGCACCUCAGUCUAAAUUGCAACGACAGAAUACAGUACUUGAAUGUGCCCGGAUCUUGCAAAUCGAGCCCGGUGAGCUGUCGACGUAUGCCAGUUCAGAUUUCUUGUUCAACCAAAAAGCGCGCUGUCUGAUCCGAUGCGUCAUCAUCCGUCAAGGAUUGUACGACGACGUCCGGGGACCAGAUCUGGAUCGUAUGUACGUGCAGUGUGGUGGUUACGAUUCACCGGAAGAAGUGUUCAAGCGAGACGCUCAGCAGUGCAUCGAUCGGCUGAAAUCGGAGUGCAUGGAUAAUUGUACACUGGCAGCACGGAUUACUAGGGAAUGUUUUCCACAAAAUUCUGGACCCAACAGUGAUACGCAGGAUAUGAUCACAGGUCUUUUGAGCGGAGUUCCAGGUGUAGGAAUUAUAAUCGAUGCAUUGUUCUCAUCAAAAUCACCACUUGAUGCGGUCGGUUCUGUACCAGAGCUUCCAAUCGGUAAAGGUGCUGCAAAUGAAAUGACUAAAAAAUUAGGUAUUAAAGUUAAGUAAUAAUACUGAAUACCUGAACUGUGUUUUUGUAUAAAUUAAUAUUUUUCCUUCUAAAUUUUAAGUACUGGUAUUGAUGCACGGGUCUGUAUAUUUAGAAAUCCUUUUCUUCAAGAGUUCAAGAGUUCAAGAGUUCUAGAGUUCUACAGUUCUAGAGUUCUAGAGUUCUAGAGUUCAAGAGUUCAAGAGUUCAAGAGUUCAGGAGUUCGAGAGUUCAAAAGUUCAAGAGU
This is a messenger RNA of Malaya genurostris, 6147 nucleotides long. Its product is annotated as general odorant-binding protein 45-like. The record is from RefSeq and is a predicted model, not a curated record. Lineage: Eukaryota; Metazoa; Arthropoda; Insecta; Diptera; Culicidae. Gene Ontology annotation, biological process: sensory perception of smell. Gene Ontology annotation, molecular function: odorant binding. The transcript has a single exon. The coding region runs from base 5012 to 5920 and encodes 302 amino acids.